GCAUCAGGGAAUAGACACAUUGAAAUAGUCAGGCUACUACUAGCAUCUCUGGGAGUCGAAAUUAGCAAGGCAGACAAUCAUCAUCAUACCGCAUUAUUCUUCCGUUCCAGAUAUGAGUACAACAAUAUUGUUCAAGCGCUAUUUCCCGAUAGGCGAAUUAAUCUAGGCAUUAAGGACUGGUGCUAUUCUACAUCAUUGUCUGCUGCCGUAAGGAACGGCCACUUCGAAGUGGUAGAGGUUUUACUUGUGGCUGGAGGCAUGAUUAUCGAGGGCCAAGACGGUAUUGGUCGGAGUGCUCCUUCUUCGAAAAAGUUUCCAUGGGUAUUUAUUCGCGCUUCACAAGUCGAGAUUCAAGCAUGUCGAACGGGUCUCACGUAA
Trichoderma asperellum CBS 433.97 is the source of this 378-nucleotide messenger RNA. The record is from RefSeq and is a predicted model, not a curated record. NCBI's taxonomy places the organism in Eukaryota, Fungi, Ascomycota, Sordariomycetes, Hypocreales, Hypocreaceae.